This is a messenger RNA of Pan troglodytes (chimpanzee), 1480 nucleotides long. RefSeq names its product integrin binding sialoprotein (gene IBSP). The coding region runs from base 1 to 954 and encodes 317 amino acids. Gene Ontology annotation, biological process: extracellular matrix organization; bone mineralization; cell adhesion. Gene Ontology annotation, cellular component: extracellular region. The transcript is spliced from 6 exons. NCBI's taxonomy places the organism in Eukaryota, Metazoa, Chordata, Mammalia, Primates, Hominidae. The record is from RefSeq and is a predicted model, not a curated record.
AUGAAGACUGCUUUAAUUUUGCUCAGCAUUUUGGGAAUGGCCUGUGCUUUCUCAAUGAAAAAUUUGCAUCGAAGAGUCAAAAUAGAGGAUUCUGAAGAAAAUGGGGUCUUUAAGUACAGGCCACGAUAUUAUCUUUACAAGCAUGCCUACUUUUAUCCUCAUUUAAAACGAUUUCCAGUUCAGGGCAGUAGUGACUCAUCCGAAGAAAAUGGAGAUGAUAGUUCAGAAGAGGAGGAGGAAGAAGAGGAGACUUCAAAUGAAGGAGAAAACAAUGAAGAAUCGAAUGAAGAUGAAGACUCUGAGGCUGAGAACACCACACUUUCUGCUACAACACUGGGCUAUGGAGAGGACACCACGCCUGGCACAGGGUAUACACGGUUAGCUGCAAUCCACCUUCCUAAGAAGGCUGGGGAUAUAACAAACAAAGCUACAAAAGAGAAGGAAAGUGAUGAAGAAGAGGAGGAGGAAGAGGAAGAAAAUGAAAACGAAGAAAGCGAAGCAGAAGUGGAUGAAAACGAACAAGGCAUAAACGGCACCAGUACCAACAGCACAGAGGCAGAAAACGGCAACGGCAGCAGCGGAGGAGACAAUGGAGAAGAAGGGGAAGAAGAAAGUGUCACUGGAGCCAAUGCAGAAGGCACCACAGAGACCGGAGGGCAGGGCAAGGGCAGCUCGAAAACAACAACCUCUCCAAAUGGUGGGUUUGAACCUACAACCCCACCACAAGUCUAUAGAACCACUUCCCCACCUUUUGGGAAAACCACCACCGUUGAAUACGAGGGGGAGUACGAAUACACGGGCGCCAAUGAAUACGACAAUGGAUAUGAAAUCUAUGAAAGUGAGAACGGGGAACCUCGUGGGGACAAUUACCGAGCCUAUGAAGAUGAGUACAGCUACUUUAAAGGACAAGGCUACGACGGCUAUGAUGGUCAGAAUUACUACCACCACCAGUGAAGCUCCAGCCUGGGAUGAAUUCAUCCAUUCUGGCUUUGCAUCCGGCUACCAUUUUCGAAGUUCAACUCAGGAAGGUGCAAUAUAACAAAUGUGCAUAUUAUAAUGAGGAAUGGUACUACCGUUCCAAAUUUUCUGUAAUUGCUUCUGCAAAGUAAUAGGCUUCUUGUCCCUUUUUUUUUCUGGCGUGUUAUGGAAUGAUCAUUGUAAAUCAGGGCCAUUUAUCAAGCAGUACACCAACUCAUAAGAUCAAAUUUCAUUGAAUGGUUUGAGGUUGUAGCUCUAUAAAUAGUAGUUUUUAACAUGCCUGUACUAUUGCUAACUGCAAAAACAUACUCUUUGUACAAGAAGCGCUUCUAAGAAUUUCAUUGACAUUAAUGACACUGUAUACAAUAAAUGUGUAGUUUCUUAAUCGCACUACCUAUGCAACACUGUAUAUUAGGUUUAUCAUCCUCAUGUAUUUUUAUGUGACCUGUAUGUAUAUUCUAAUCUACGAGUUUUAUCACAAAUAAAAAUGCAAUCCUUCAAA